GCAAAGUGGAGAAUAGAGCAAAAGCAAAUUUCAAAAGUGAGGUUAUGUAAUCGAAUGUUUAUGUGUAUUUACAUGUAAUCGGCACAAAUUUUGAAUCUUUAGUGUAAUUCUUAGGGUUCUACAGAUCUUCUGAAUCCGCAUAAAGCUAUAAUUCAGUUUUUGCAAGAUUCGGUAUAGUUUAUUUAAUAUGACACGUGAGGGAAAUUUUCCUCGUUUGUUUAAUGUAAACAUAUAGCCAAUAGAAUUCAUUGCUGUACUACUGUUAAAAGGCAUUACUGUGCCAGCAGGAUGGUAGGAGAGCUUGGAGAAAACCACAGGGAAACAAACAUAAAAAUUGGAACCCACAAUGGAGUCUUCCACUGUGAUGAAAUAUUAGCAUGUUACAUGCUGAAAAGAAUUCCACUGUAUCAGAAUGCGGAAAUUGUACGAACACGAGAUCAGAAUAUCCUAGAUGCAUGUGACAUCGUUGUAGAUGUUGGAGGAGUAUAUGACCCAGCACGUCAUCGUUACGAUCAUCACCAGCGGGAAUUUGAAGAGACAAUGAAUUCUCUCACUCCUGAUAAACCAUGGAAGACAAAAUUAAGCAGUGCUGGUCUAGUAUAUCACCAUUUUGGUGAUAAAAUAAUCAGAGCUGUUCUUGGGGAUGAACCCUGUGAUGAUGCUGUCAGGAAUGUGUACAACCAAGUGUAUGAGUACUUCAUUCAAGAAAUUGAUGGAAUAGAUAAUGGCGUUCAGAUGUUUGAUGGGGAACCAAAUUAUAGAAUCACAACGAACUUAAGUUCUAGAGUUGGUAACUUUAAUCCAGCAUGGAACAGCAAUGUUCAAGAUGAAACUGAAAGCUUUUACAAAGCAUAUGAAUUAGUCGGAAAAGAAUUUGAAGAUAGAGUAAAAUCUGUGGCCAAUAUAUGGUGGCCAGCCAGACAUCUUGUAAGACAGGCCUUGGAGAACAGAUACAAAACUGACCCUUCAGGAGAGAUAAUUGAAUUUCCUGAUGGAAGAGCCUGCCCUUGGAAGGAGCAUUUGUUCCAGCUGGAGAGGGAGUUGAAACUUGAGCCCAGUGUGAAGUUUGUCCUGUUCAGUGACAGUAAUGGCAGUUGGCGAGUUCAGGCUGUACCUAUAGCUGUUGGAAGUUUCAUUUGCCGACUCUUUCUUUUGGAGGAAUGGCAAGGCUUGCGAGAUGAAAAACUGUCAGCAGUGUCUGGAAUUGGUGGUUGCAUAUUUGUUCAUGCAACAGGAUUUAUAGGUGGUAACAAGACACGAGAAGGAGCACUUGAUAUGGCUGUCAAGUGUUUAAGAAAAAGAGAUGCUAUAUUAUAAAUUUGCACUUAAUUGUAAUGAAUUAUGUGAAUCUCAUUAAAGUAAGAAUAAAGUAUGAAAAUGUUUUUGUGA
Messenger RNA from Cryptotermes secundus, 1389 nucleotides. RefSeq names its product UPF0160 protein MYG1, mitochondrial. Gene Ontology annotation, cellular component: nucleus; cytoplasm. Lineage: Eukaryota; Metazoa; Arthropoda; Insecta; Blattodea; Kalotermitidae. Bases 289 to 1317 code for a protein of 342 amino acids. The transcript is spliced from 2 exons. The record is from RefSeq and is a predicted model, not a curated record.